This is a messenger RNA of Gambusia affinis (western mosquitofish), 710 nucleotides long. Its product is annotated as sprouty-related, EVH1 domain-containing protein 3-like. Bases 225 to 695 code for a protein of 156 amino acids. The record is from RefSeq and is a predicted model, not a curated record. Gene Ontology annotation, molecular function: protein kinase binding. Gene Ontology annotation, biological process: negative regulation of MAPK cascade. The transcript has 5 exons. NCBI's taxonomy places the organism in Eukaryota, Metazoa, Chordata, Actinopteri, Cyprinodontiformes, Poeciliidae.
GAAAAUGGCUGCUGCAACCUCAAGCCUAUCCUGAUACACCGAAACGACAUCAAGGUGGAGAGAGUAAGAGAGAGAGAGCGAGAGAGAGGAAGAUUAGGAAAAUGAGAGCAGAUGGAGAGAGAAUGUGAAGUGAGUCUGAGUGUUUCCUGAAAGGAGGAAUAAAAAGAAGAGGGAGAGAGGAGAGCCUGGGGUGGGCUGCUGCAAGCGGCGGGCAACACCGAGCCAUGGAGGGCGAUGUGCGUGUUCGUGCGGUGGUGAUGACACGUGAUGACUCCAGUGGCGGUUGGGUGCUCCUCGGAGGAGGCGGGCUCAGUCACGUGGUCAUAUGCAAGGGGCGGAGCCUCGACGGCAGGAGGCGCAGGGAGUACAUCAUCCGAGGAGAGCGCCUGCGCGACCGAGCACCAGUGUUGGAGUGUGCGGUCCAGAGGGGAAUGGUGUACAACAAGGUGAAUCCCAUCUUCCAUCACUGGAGAGUCGAGGAUCAGAAGUUCGGCCUUACUUUCCAGAGUCCUGCCGACGCCACCUCCUUCGAAAAAGGGCUGCAGGCCGUCUUAGACAAACUUGACAGAGGCUCUGACUCGCCAUCGUUGUCCACGCCAGAAGAGGUGGACCCUGAAGACAGUGAUCAAGUUAUGAGUCAGUCAGAAGCAGCAGCUCUAACACACGUCUCUCCUGACCCGCCCUCUCCUAAGUGAAAUUAAAGCUGCAGU